Bicyclus anynana (squinting bush brown) is the source of this 11693-nucleotide messenger RNA. Its product is annotated as poly(A) RNA polymerase gld-2 homolog A. Bases 377 to 1756 code for a protein of 459 amino acids. Lineage: Eukaryota; Metazoa; Arthropoda; Insecta; Lepidoptera; Nymphalidae. The record is from RefSeq and is a predicted model, not a curated record. Gene Ontology annotation, molecular function: poly(A) RNA polymerase activity. The transcript is spliced from 10 exons. Gene Ontology annotation, cellular component: cytosol.
GACAGAGGUCGCUAGUGCUGAUCUGAAAAGUCAUGGCGGAUAUUUUUCAGUUUUAAUUUAUUAUAAAUUUACCUUCUAUUUGGUUGGUAAAAUAUUGUCGGCGUCGAAGUGUUAAAAGUUUGGUCUGUUCACGUAGUGAGAGCGCCGUGACAAGUACGUUGAACAAAUUUUUAUAUAAUAUUAGCACCGAUUCGCCAUCGACAUAUCAAAAAGGACUGACGGAUCGUCUCGAAUUUCGUCUGUCUCAAUAAACAAGGGAAAAACCAUAAAAAUUCGACGUCGCAAUAUUAAAUACGUCUAGUAUGAUACAAUAAGUGACGGAAUAAUAGAGACGUCAUCAUAUAACGGUCACAGAACGGGCGGAUAUCGAGGUAGAAUGAAUGAAGGCGCGCCAAUUAUGUACAAUGGGAGUGGAUUCGACGGGCCUGGCGGGAUGUACAUGGUGCAAGGGCAGACGCGCCACUAUCCCCUCGAAGUAUUGCACGUGAUGGGCGGCAUCAACUCCCCCAGGCAAGGAACUCCGCGGCGCUGGCAGCCGCGCAAGGACCGCCAACCGUCCAAACCUGACAAUGCCUUCAGCUACGACUCUGAUGAUUCAAGCCUUUCAAGCAACGCGUCUGGCUCUAACAAAUCAAGCGACAAAGGUGAAAGCAGUAGCAACAGCGGCAAACGUGAAAGGGAUCGAGACAGCGGCACGGUGUCGCGCGAGUGGCGCGGGCGCGGGCGCCGCGACCCCCGCCCGCGCCGCUUCGUGCCCGAGCGGCUCAUCGGCGCCUCCUACCCCUUCCAGGUCAAGUUCGCGCCCGACAAUCUGCUUAACGGUUCCCAGUAUGACACUUUGUCACAGGAGAUUUGGGACAAGUUUAUGAAGUCACAGCAGACUGAAGAAACCUUCCGCAAGAAGAUGAACCUGUGGAGAUUUCUAUACGUAAAUAUAAAGGCAAUAUUCCCCCGAUACGGACUAUACGUGGUGGGCUCGACGAUGUCGGGCUUCGGUCUGGACUCGUCCGACAUGGACCUGUGUCUGUACGUGCGCGCGCUCGCCGACCUGGAGCCGCGCGCGCACGCACUGCUGCACCUCAACCACAUCCUCAGCUACAUCAAGAGCUUCGACCCCAGCGCCGAACUGAUCCACGCGAAGGUGCCGAUCCUCAAGUUCCGCGACGAGCGGCACGGGCUGCAGGUGGACCUCAACUGCAACAACGUGGUCGGCAUCCGGAACACCAACCUGUUGCACUGCUACUCCAGAAUGGACUGGCGCGUGCGGCCGCUGGUGGCGCUCACGAAGCUGUGGGCGCGCGCGCACCGCAUCAACGACGCGCGCCGCCGCACGCUGUCGUCGUACGCGCUCACGCUCAUGGUCGUGCACUUCCUGCAGUGCGGGGUGUCGCCGCCGGUGCUGCCGCGCGCGGGCGAGGUGUCGCGCGGGCGGGCGCUCAACCGCUGCUCGCUGGGGGAGCUGUUCCUCAACAUGCUCAAGUAUUACGCAGACUUCCCGUACGAGCACAGCGCCAUCUCGGUGCGCGCGGCGCGGCGCGUGCCGGUGUGGGAGUGCCGCAUGCGCGCCGCCGCGCAGCCGGGCGCCGACCCCGCGCACUGGAAGCUGCUCUGCGUUGAAGAACCGUUCGACCUGUCCAACACAGCGCGCACCGUGUACGACCCGGAGACGUUCGAGAAGAUCGUGGAAGUGUUCCGCGAGAGCCACGCGAGACUGUCGGCCGGCCUGCGCCUGCAGGACGCCUGGCCGCAGCGAUGAUACGUGCAGUGCGUGCUCAGUGCAGUGUGUUCAUGUGCAGGACACUGGUGCAGUGCAGUGCAGUGUAUUAUAGUGCAGUGACUUGUUUGUUACAUCGUACACUUGUGAAUGGCUUCUGUUGUACUACUCGCUUUGAUGAUCCCCUAAAGUGAGCUGACUUUGUCUUUGAGCAUUUUUUUUUAAUAUGACCAAUAUUUCCAUUCCCCUCUAUUAGUAGGGAAAGACUGUGUUAGGAGUGGGUACGACAAUAGACCAACAGGAUGGGGAUCGUACCACCACCCCUCAGUGAUAAGUCUGACCGCUCUUACCGUUGAGCUAUUGAGACAUUUUAUGGUACAAUUUAUUAAUAUAGAUUGAGAUUUAAACAUCAAUUCUCUUUAAAGUAAAGUGAACUUUGAUCUGUUGUGAUUAGGUCCACUUUGCUUUGAAGAAAGUUGUGGUAUAAAUCUUAAUCCCAUAUCUAUAAAUUUUCAAAGCAAAGUUUCUUGUUAUUGUUUGUACACUAUCAACUGUUAACAACGAAUUUGAUCAACUCGCGAGUAGUGUAUUAGGAGUCUUAUGGAAUAAAUGGACAAUUGGACUUAAACACAAUUUAAGUGCCAUCACACUGAGUAUGGUGCUAAUAUAAAAAUCUAACUAGUGCUACCAAAAAGUUAGUGUAACUAAUUAAUUACACUUCACCAAUUAUGGUUACUAAUUUAAUUUUUAUCAUUUACUCUAAAUUAAUCUUGCCUAUACCGAGUAAUUCCCGUGAAUUUAAUUGUUUAAAUUUCAUGAUACUCGCAUGAAUGAAAGUAAAGUUUAAAUUGGUGGAUGUAAUUGUGUAUUUGUGUUUAAAUAUUCACAAAUGUAUGUUGAGUUUAUUAAGGUGAUAAUAAUACGGUUUUUCUAGUGUCUUAUCAUGAUAGGCAAGGUCAUAGUGAAUAUGACACUACUUUAGCCCAGUGUAUAGAGCAGAAAAAGUCCCAAUAAGAUAUUUCAAAAUCUUGAAUAAAUUAAAAUCAAUUAAACAGGAAAAUACUUGUAAUUGCAUUUGUAGUUAAAUCAAAUCAUAGUGUUGUCACUUUAAAACAACCUAUGUUAACAUGCUGUAUGGAAUAUUGCUCAAGAAAAUACUAUGAAUUUUUUUGAUAUGAAAUUCAUUUUGCUUGUACAAAUUCAAUAUUAAUUAUUGAUUGAGCCAUUGCUGACAAUAUGCAAAUUUAUUUACAUUGUGUCAUUUUGUGUGUAAGUGAUCUUAUGACUCAUAUGACACAGUGUUUUUGCUAUGUGAGAAAAUUCACCAAUUUAAGCUGGAUUCACAUUUUGCCAGUAACUGACCAUGUAAAUGUUCCUCAAUUGACGAUUAUUUAUAAACAUCUCUUGCUCACUGCACAAAAUACUGAAAGCCUUUUUAAAUUUAAGCACGCCUUAAAUUUUUCAUGACAUCAUCUGUGUAUUUUGUACAUAUGGAAAAGCUCAAAAUAUCUCUAAAAUACUGACCACAGUUUUGGCUAACUAUAUACUUAUGGUGUGGCUUGAGUGAUCAAUAAGUUGUUCAAGGUACUUUCUAAUCAUCUCACAACAUUAGACAAUCAAUACAGACUAUCUUUCAAGUUUUAUAUGCUAUUCUACUGUAGGUUAUUUUCCAAGGCAAAAGUAACAAAUAAUGUCAGUAAAAAAAAGUAAUCAAUUGUCAAUGUGGUUACAAAGUCCUAAAAAAAAUAUAUUUUUCAAAUAAAAAUACUAUAAUGAUAUUAUUAGUAUGUAAUGUGGCUAACUGAUGUGCUAGGUAUAUUAUAAAGCAUUGUUUACAUUGAGAGAGUGGGUGCACUGUCAGGAUAAUAAAUAUUAAUUAUUGUUGAGCUACAUCUGAUGUUAAAUAUAGUACACCCAUAUUUGGCUAAUAAGAUUUUCAUAGAUUAUAUGUUAAUUUUUCACUUAAUUUUUGCUUUAGAAUAUUUAUUUAGGUUAUUUAAAUUUUUAAUGUAAAGUUACUUAGUUAGUUAUAUUUAUUAACAUAACUUGGGCUUUGUGUUCACAUUAGUUUUAUUAUCUUUGGUAACUGUAGCUAUACCAUCAAAUGCCUAUUUGUGACAAUAACAAAUUAUAUUGAUAAGAUUGAUAAAUCAUCAAAAUUACAGUGGACAACCAGUUGUUAAUGUUCUGGGAGUGUCAUUCAGUAGGAAUAGUGAAUAGCUUUCUCCAUGUAAACGAGGCUUAAUUUACAUAUUUAAUAGGAUACAGUCCCAAGUAGAGGCCAGUCGAGCCAGCCAUAGGUACAAGGGUGUACGGCUGUUUUACUAUUUCUUUUAACAAUUUUAUUGUUGUUUAAUAUUCAAAUUAUGUGUUUCUUUAAUUAUUAAUAUUAAAUUUUUAAUUAUCAUGUUAACUUUGUGAUCAUUAAAAUAUUUACAUAACAUUUUUAAAAGUACACUUUUCAAAACGAUUUCUAAAACACUUGAUGUUUUACAGAACAGUUACCAUACCUCUUAGACCACUGAUAUCCUGCACCUUUUCUGUAACAAUGUUUCUAACAUUGACAUUGUGAGUUAAAGAUUUGUCUAUCUCUAUUACUCACGAUAUAAUAGUAUCGUGUUAGACAGAGAUAGAGACAAAUUUGAAGCUUAUACUGUCGAGUUAUAGAAACAUCUUCACAGAAUAGCGCUACUGAUAUUUCUACUUGCAACGAAUUACCGUCCAAAGAGAGUAUGAGAGUGAAUAUUAUGACUAUAGGCUAAGUUACACGAAGAUAGUUUUUCAAAUGCAAGUGACAGUUUCUUUCUGGCAAUAAAUUGGUGACCGGGAAAGUAACUAUUGCUUUUAUUUGAGAAUUUUUCAGGUAAAAUCAAAACUUUCAAAUUAUUAAAAGUAAUUUGCCUCGUCUAGUUAUUAUAUCAUUUUAUUGAUCCUCAUACAUAUGGCUGGCUUGAAAUAUUACAAUAAUAUGAUAACCUCGCCGGCUGUGAUAUGCGACUGACUCCCUGUAAAUAUAGCCUAGUUGUAGCUCACUUAGUACUUAGACGAGAGCGUCCAAAGUCUGGAGUACGAAGAUAUGUAUGAUGAUCGCACAUUUGACAGCACCGUAGUAAUUCAAUGACUUUUUAACUUGUCACUGACUUUAUAUUUUGUGCAUUUCUGUUGGGUUCAUGAAAUUUUUUUAAGGUUAUUGUACAGUUUUACUCCUCUGCGUCUAAUGCAUUGUGUUAAUGUGUGCUGAUAGAUGUGCAAUCAACUUAAUGACGGAAUCACCUAUACUCAAACUUACAUGAGAUUUUGAUGCCAACUAGUUUUACAUUGCUGAAUGUACUGAACGAUGGUGAUACAGGAGUUUUUGGAUGUGUGAUUCUGCCAUUUAACUCAAAAUGAGAUGUUUAUGUAAAUACAUCACUGUGGCUAAAAUUGUUCCUAAAUACAGAAAAAAUACUGUUAUCUAAAUAUGUGAUAAAUUAUACGAGUAUGUCGAUUUAGUCUGCAAGUUUAGCGCAAUGAUGGAUACCUAGUCACUGAAGUUUAGUGAUAGCAAACUGUCAUAGUUGAUAACCUAUCUAACCGUAAUCUGACGAACAAUUGCCUACCAAUGAUAUUUGUUAAUAAUCAUCCAUCUAUAAUAUACAAAAUAAUAAUUUUAAACAAAGUUAGCAAUGAUUCAAUGAUUUAUUGUUAGAUGGUUAUUGAAAAUGACGUUAAAACUGGUUUAUUCCUUUGUAUUCCCACUCUUAUGAUCCUUGACUUUAAAAUACUUUGGUUUUUGUAUGUUUUUUAAUAUAUAAAACGUUUAAUUUUUGUGUUCCAAGUGUCAUCAGAAGUGGGAUUAUUGUAGAUUAAACCCUAAAACUACUAGCUAUAGUAAAUCUCCACUAAUAAUUGAGCCAUUCAUAUAUUUUAAGGGGAUAUUGUUAAAUAUUAUAUAUUUUAUAUAUCUAAUAUUAUGUUUAAAACUAAUGCUACUAUGAAAAUUAUAUGUUUUGAAUCCCAUAGUGCCAUUGUCCAGUUAUAUAGAGUUAAGAAUAGGUUAAAUAUUUAUUUUCAUAAUUAGACCAAAGACUAAAUAAAGGAGCUAGAGGCUGAAUAAGCUUCCUUAACAAAGAGUCUGUAAUACACUUCGAAGCCGAACGCGUGCUAUAUUUUCUUGGAGCCAUUGCUAGUAUUUAUCUAACGGUAAACAUUAGUCGGAAAGCCCUACGCGACACUAGCGCAUGUUCAAAGUCGAGUAACCGUAACGCGUUUACUCGACGCCGACCCGGCGUUUGUGCUGAAAUUAUUAUGAGGAAGAAUGGAGGCUUUCAAGUUACCCAUUUCGCUUUUCAGUACCACAUUGGUAUCGCGGUAAAGGUUCUUGCGGUUCUAGACUAUUGUCACUGUCGCUUAGUUUGUUUGUUCCUUUGGUUAUCAUACCUCAAUCCUCUACGAGGUUUUUACUGUAGCUCCAAUCCAAAUAAUGAUACAAUUUGUUUUAAAUAAUACAGCCAUUAUCUGUCGUUUUUAGUUAAGAAAAACACAAAACAGUACUAAGUGUUUACUGUACAUGAGCUGUAUAUGAGCUGCAAAUUGCAGUUUUAAAACAAUUUAGAUGCAAUCGACGAAACAAUAUAUCUAUCAUCGACUUGUCAGUCUGAUUACAGUUCUAGCAACUGCAACACAUUUUUUAUUUUAAUUAAGUAUGCAGUGGCGAUGCCAUCCUACCAAUUGCACAAAAACUGUUUUGAAACUAUAUACAACGUUGCAGCUUUAAUAAAGCAUGAGUGUAAGGACUUGGUAUAUUUUUUGUUCUUUUCUUUAGAGUCACAUUUGCUAAUAACGUUGAUACGAAAGAAAUCAGUUUAACGACAAAUUACAAAUGUUUAGAAAUCGUUCAACAUGCAGCUUUGUUUAACAAAUGACACCCCGUGGGGCGUCUAUCUUUUCCCUUUAGUCCGAUAGAUAAACUCGUCACGGUUGCUAAGAAAAUUAGGUUUGAAUCUUACAAGAAACUGAACAAAAAUACUAGAAUUUUUUUGUACGAUAUAUUCACCUUAUUGUGUUUUUUUUUAUUUUUACAUCUAUAUCUAUUAUCUAAUCGUACAUAUAAUUUAUUUCCCAACUCAACUUUCAGUUAGAUCAACUCAUAAAAAUGAACUUUUUAACUCUACACUAAUAUAUCUGUUUAAAUUUUAAACACACCUUAGUGUAAAUCAGAAUUCUAGUUACUUAUCUAACAUAUGAAUACUUUUCAUUGUAUAUCUGUGAAAAGAAAAUAAAAUGGCAUAAGCCUUUAUCAACGACCCACUAUCGUGCCUAGCUUCCUUCGUAGGCGAGGGAUAUAGAGUUAGGCCCACCACGCUGCUUCGCGGUUCGGCGGCCUUUGGGUGAUAAUAUUUGACUCUUCAUCAUCAUCAUAUCAGCCGAUGGACGUCCACUGCAGGACAUAGGCCUUUUAUAGGGACUUCCAAUUAUCACGAUACUGAGCCGUCUGCAUCCAGUGGAUCCCUGCUACUCGCAUGAUGUCUCAGUCCACCUGGUGAGGGGUCGACCAACACUGCGCUUUGUAGUGCGGGAUCACCAUUUCAGCACUUUGGGACUUUGGAUCUCCUCAUUUCUGAUUCGAUCACGCAUUGAUACUCCGAUAGCUCGUUCCAUCGCCCGCUGUGUGACUCUGAGCAUUCUUGUGAGGCCCAUAGAGCGACAUAUAUUGACUCUUAGCGAUCACUAUCAGAUGUUAAAUGACUGGAACUGAAGGCUUGCCGUGCUCUCCGAGAGACGGGUGUGUAACAACAGACUUCUUAAUUCUGAGUUGGGAAUUCCUUGAUAAAACUUCCAUAGCCCCAGGUUUCGAAUUUAGGACGUUUUUUUCGUGAUCCAAAGUGAUCCAGAGUUUUCAAUUUUGAGUUUGUAUACUCAAACGGUGAAGGAAAACAUCGUGAGGAAACCUGCAACCUGCAACCAGAGAAUUUUCUUAAUUUUUUGCGUGUGUGAAGUCUGCAAAUCGCAUUGGGCCAGCGUGGUGGACUAUUGGUCUUAAACCUCUCUCAUUCUGAGAGGAGACUCGAGCUCAGCAGUAAGCCGAAUAUGGGUUGAUAAUGCUGAUGAUGAUAAUGAUACUAUGAAUUAAUGAUUGAUAUCUUCAUACGUAUUACGGUUAGGAUAGUUAUCAUGUAAAAAAAUCAUUCUACAUAACAGAAAUACUAGGUAACAAAAAAAUAUACAUGGCGUCGCCUCGAUAUCGUCGCAUUUUGUUCGUGUUUUUGUAUUUAUAUAUUGUUUGUAAGUUAUUUAAAUAUUGUAUAUAGUAAGAAAUGAGAAAUAUAUAAAAAAGAGGUAUUCGGACGUUUUAGGAUAUAUAUUGUAAUGUGUUUUAUGUAAAUAGUUAUUGUUUGUAUGUUGUAAAGAGUAAAUGACAAAAAAAAAUGUUUGAAACUUGUGUAUGCGUUUAGGUUUUUUUGAAGCUCGGCGGUGCAUUGGCGGUUUUAGUCAGUUAUACCAUCGCGAUGUAUUGGGCUGUACUGUACUGUACUUGUGAACAUUGUGGCGUCGCUCUAUACGCUCACAGUACGCUUAGGGAUGAAACGGAUACCAUUGAGAUAUGGAUACUUUUACUCGCAACUGUAUCGGUCGUCAAGUAUCGAUACUUACACCUAUCGCAUCGUUUUUGGAAAUUUUUGAGUAAAAACCGUAACAUGUAUUGGUAUUCUUUAUUGUUGAGUACAUUUAUGAAAAAAAGUCUGUGUUUGUAGUGCUUCCCAAUAAUAUUAAUUUUUCCAAAUGUUUCCCAGUUAAAUUUAAGCGAAAUGGCGAGUAGUGACAAAAUAUGGAGGCAUUGUUUUUUUUUCGGGUAUAGACAAACAAGCUUGCCCACUACACAAACAAAAAACUAAAGCUAACUUUAAUAAUAUAUAAUACACAAUUUUCAAUUAUCAAUGUUUAAACAAAAUAGCGUCAUUGGUAUACUGAUAUGAAUACUUAAGACCGAUACCAAUUCGAUUCUUAAUUUCAAAGUAUCGAUACUAAAAGUACUUGGUAUCGGAGCAAAAGUAUCGAGUACGUACUUGUAUUUGCUCGUAUCGUUUCAUCCCUCGCGUGCAGCUUCAGUUUACUGAAACAUUGUUAGACGACGCGGCGUUGUCUUAUCUGCAUGCAAUCGUCAUUCGACGAGGCUGUUUGCUUUAAUACUCAUUUAAAGUCUCUACAUAUCUUAAUGAGUGACAUCCGAAAGGUCUCAGGUUGCAAUGACCACCCGUUUGUUGUCGUAUUGGAGAUUUUAUCUUGAUACGAGAGGAAAAUAUCGAAAUGCGAAUAUGUCAUCGUUAAAAACAAACUCUUUUAGUACGUUUGCAUGUAGUUUCAUAGUUCAUAUUAUAUAUGUAUUCUGAGUCAGUUAAAGAUUGAGCGAGUUGGCGACUCAAGUAUUUGGAUAUCUAUAGAAAAAAUUAUAGCUUUGUUAUGUUUUGUUCUUAAAUAUUUAUAUAACCAACAGACAUUCCAGUGUUAUAUUGUUUUCUGCAGUUUUGUUAACUAUUUCAUAAUUUUGAUAUAAGUACAUGGGUAAAUAACGAUGCAAUAAUUUUCAUUAAAUUUGAAGUACAUUUUGUAAUAUGAGGUGCUAUUGAAAUGUUUUUUUUAUUUAAUGGACCAGCUAUGUACAAUUAAGUAACUUAUUUGAUUGAUGGUAACAUCCCAGAUAUGGGAUUGUAGGACUAUUUAUAAGAAUAGUCCUUCAGACUAAUUUGAUUUUUCAUCAUACGUAAAUAGAUUUUCAAUUUCAAAAGUUGCUAAGACUAACUUAGCUGGUUCAAUGGAUAUUUUCAAGUGUCAAUAAUAUUAUGAACAAUAACAAAUGUAUGUGAAAGUUAUGGUGCUACGUUGUUGUGUUGCCUUAUUUACUAUUGUAAUAUAGAUUAGCUAUGCGUGCUAUGAUAUGCUAACAUUGUUAUACAGGGUGCUUCAUAUAUUCGAACACUACUGUCAUUUAGGGGAAUCUUGAUUUUAGCUUUAACUUUGACCAUAAAAAAGUUUGUUAUUUAUUACAUGAAAAUAAAUAAUAUAUAUAUUUUUUAUUUUACAGUCAAUUAUGUAUUUUGAAAAUAUUAACAAUAACAUAAAUUGCAUAUCGACUGUCAAUGUUGCAUUAUAAAUGAGUACCUAACCAUGUAGUCUCUAACAAAUGAAGCAUCCUGUAUAAAAGUAGCUUCCACCUCGGGAUUCCUAUAUUGGCGGGGUUAAAUAUAUAAGAAAGGCAUAUCUUUAAAAUAAUGAAAAGAUUGUACAAUUGUUAUAUCUUAGAAUAUAGGAGUUCUUUAUAAAAUGUUGUUAAGAUGUACACCAACCGAGUUGGACCCAUGAUCUCUAAUGAAUCGAUAAGUGCAUAGAGACCAGCUUAACUGGUCGCUAGUCCAUUGUAGUACAUCACUGGCUGUCAAUACCCAUCGGUGCUGUGCGGUGACGUCACAUUACUGAUCUGAACUGCAAAUUUAAAGUCUCUAUAUCUUUAUUUAAAUCUUGUUUCGUCUAUGAAUUUAAAAAUGAAAUGCUAGAGUUCUUAUUCAUAAAAAUAGCGUCUGGUUUAAUUUUAAUAAAAUAUUUAUUUAUUUUGGUCCUUCCAUUUUGAUAUUAUUUUUAUAUUUGUUUAAGCCAGGCCGUACAUAUUCUUUUUAUUAUAAUAUUUAUAGGAAACUUCUCACAGCCCUUGAUUCGCUUUAUUACCCAGUGCAUAAGACAGAUAUUCGCCUGGCAAAUUUGUAAGCAUCCUUGAAAUAAGUUUUAUAUUUUAUGUAAGAGGCACUCUGCCACGCUAAAUAUUUUUUAAAAUGCGUAUCUGUAAGAAAACUGUUAAGUGUCUCAAAAACUAUUAAUUGUACAAAAAAAUAUAAAAAGCAAAAAUUUAAAAAUAUACAUAAACAACAAAAAAAAUUAAAAAAUCAAUAAAAAAAAAUACAAAAAAAGUAUAUGAAAAUUAUACGAAAAAAAAGAAAAUUUUUACUUUGACUUUUAAGAAGGUUGUAUUAAUUAUUAUCAUGCAUGUUUUAUAUGUACUUUAAAUAUUUAAAGCGAUUAGCAUCUGAUUGAUCGAGUAAAGUAAUGCGGUUUGUAAUUCUUUAGAUAGAUUUGAUACUGGUUUGUUACAGUAUCCGUUCAUUUUGAACAAAUUGUAAUGGUGAACAAUUUUAAUAAAUUGUUAAAUGCGGUUAACUAGUUCCGCAAAGUUCUUGACGCCUUGACGAUAUCUAUGACCGACGCUUAGGAUUCAAUCUUAAAAUCCUUGCCUUAUUUAUCAAAUUAUUAUUUAGAGAAGCUAUUUUUUAACUGAACUGCCAAAGAGGAUUAUUAAAAUGUAAUUUUGUCUUAUAAUACUUACUAAGGAAAUAUAGUUUUUGGUAACAAAAUUUUAAUUAUGCAUUGGAGAACCAUAGAGCAUUCGUUCAUUGUGUAAAAUAUGUGAUAAAUACUUAAUGUAGGAACGGUUUCAUCUCUAUCUCUAAUAUAUUCCCUCAAUCUCAAAAUUAUAUAAACUAGUAUUACGAAAGAGAUCACAGAUGUUUUUCCAAAUAAAUAUAUUGGCCUAAGCUCGUUUUCAAAAGCAAGUAAAAGGGUGUCAAUUUUAUUUAUUUUUCUAAAGCUCUGUUUACGCCCAAAUAAUCCUUUUCACGUAUCUUACAUACAUGCAACCUUUUAUAUAUAAACCGAUAAAUAAAUGAUGGGCUACACAACCAUUUUUAUAAUUGACCAAAUAAUAUAAAGUUAUUUCUUUAUUAUUCAAUCAAUACAGCUAAGCACUACUUUCUAAUGUAGUAGGUAUCUAACAGAGUAAAAUAUUAAAUAAUAAUUAAUAUUCCGACUGACUGAAUAUACUUAAUAUAUCACUGCCAGGUUGGUGUGCAUUUCAAAAUUAGGCAGUUUUUGGUAUUGUUUAGAAUUAUUCUAAAAUAACGUACUAAGGCAGUGCUCAUUUGCAGAUCUCUGGUGCCGACAUAUUGAUCAGAAA